UCUUAAUAGAUCUGCUUUAAAGACCCCCGCGAUAGACUCAAGACCAUAGACAGCAACAUGGCCACCCCCGUCCCGCCCCAAGAGCACCCCGCGUCGACGCACACCCCCCGCUAUCUGACCGGCGACGGCGCGGGCAUUCGGGAGUUCAUCGACAAGUUCGAUGUCUUCCUGUUUGACUGCGAUGGCGUCCUCUGGUCCGGCGACCACCUCUUCCCCGGAACGAACGAGACCCUAGCGAUGCUGAAGAGCAAAGGCAAACAAGUCGUCUUCGUAACAAACAACAGUACCAAAUCACGCGCCGACUACAACAAGAAACUCGAAGGCCUCGGCAUCCCCAGCACAACAGAAGAAAUCUUCUCCUCCUCCUACAGCGCCUCCAUCUACAUCUCCCGCAUCUUGCAACUGCCGGCCAACAAGCGCAAAGUCUUCGUGAUCGGCGAAACGGGCAUCGAACAGGAGCUCCGGUCCGAGAACGUGCCCUUUAUCGGGGGCACCGACGCGGCGUACCGCCGCACCAUCACGCCGGAAGACUACAAGGCGAUUGCGGCGGGCGACGCCUCCCUCCUGGACCCGGAGGUCGGCGUCGUCCUCGUCGGCCUGGACUUCCACAUCAACUACUACAAGCUCGCGCUCGCGUACCACUACAUCCGGCGGGGCGCGGUCUUCCUCGCCACGAAUAUUGAUUCCACGCUGCCGAGCUCGGGGUCCUUGUUUCCCGGCGCGGGGUCCAUGAGCGCUCCCCUGAUUAUGAUGUUGGGGAGGGAGCCCGUCUCGCUCGGGAAGCCCAAUCAGGCGAUGAUGGAUGCUAUCGAGGGGAAGUUUCGCUUUGACAGGAGUAGGGCUUGUAUGGUGGGUGAUCGCGCGAAUACGGAUAUAAGGUUUGGCAUUGAGGGGAAGCUCGGGGGCACGUUGGGCGUGUUGACCGGUGUUAGUAGUAGGGAGGAUUUUGUGGAGGGUGAUGUGAGGCCUACGGUUUAUUUGGAUAAGUUGGCGGAUUUGUUGGGGUGUGAGUAG
Messenger RNA from Aspergillus heteromorphus CBS 117.55, 1014 nucleotides. RefSeq names its product 4-nitrophenylphosphatase. Bases 58 to 1014 code for a protein of 318 amino acids. The record is from RefSeq and is a predicted model, not a curated record. Lineage: Eukaryota; Fungi; Ascomycota; Eurotiomycetes; Eurotiales; Aspergillaceae. The transcript has 5 exons. Gene Ontology annotation, molecular function: alkaline phosphatase activity; phosphoglycolate phosphatase activity.